This is a messenger RNA of Acanthosepion pharaonis, 672 nucleotides long. The record is from the annotation of a GenBank genome assembly. Lineage: Eukaryota; Metazoa; Mollusca; Cephalopoda; Sepiida; Sepiidae.
AUGACUACAAUCGUACAACUCUUUUUCUCUUGUCAGUUUUCAAGUUUUACUCGAUUUGUUGCACAUUCUCUCGCUAUAAUUUCCUACAUAAUCAUUUAUUCCUGCUUUCCUUUUUUCUUCUUCAAACGCCUGUGUUUCCAUCCACCCCUUCUCUCUCUCUCUCUCUCUCUCUCUCUCUCUCUCUCUCUCUCUCUCUUUAACAUAUACUUAUUUAGUUACUUUUUACCUUCUUUCUCUCUCUCCUCACUUUCUCUCACUACUCCUUGCUACUUCCUUUUAUUUAUAUCUUCUUUUUUGUCAAUCUCUCUUUACGUUGCUCAAUCUUCAUUCUCUCAGAUCACAAUUCUCUUAAAAAGACUUUUAUUACAUCUUCUCUCUCCUUUUCCUUGGUCACCUUUCGCUUUCACUUCCUAUCGUAACACCAUUACCAUAUUGGCUCUGAUUCUAAUAAUAAUUUUCGUUCCUACUCUCUCUCUCUCUCUCUCUCUCUCUCUCUCUCUCUCUCUCUCUGACACCAACACCUUUACUCUCUCCCCUUCUCCCACCAUUACUCUCUCCCAUUCUCCAACCCUUCUUUCUCCUUCUUCCACCCAUUCUCUCUCACACACUCUCUGCCGCCUUCCCACUCACUCUUUUCUUAAUUUUCCUUCAACAUCAAAUGUUCAAAAAUAA